AUGUUCGCUGUGACGAUUUGUAAAGAAUUCGUUUGCGAUAAAUUCGCUAAAUACAUUGGAGUAGAUGUCAACGAUAUUCAUGUCGACGAUAUACUAAUCAUUGGAUUCGGCGGAAGCGGUGGUGGAUUUCGAGCUAUGAUAGCUACAACAGGCUAUGUUUACGGUUUGAAAAAAUUGGAUUGUAUGAUUAUGGAACAUACUUUGGAGAAGCGACUCGACCAUCACAUUGCCAAUCCACAUGCGGUUAUCAAAUCGUUUACGGCUAUCACAUCGCCCGAACAGGCCGUUGAAUUGGUCUUGGUUCAGACGGGGUUGGGCACGGUAUUAUUGAUGUCUACGGCGCGACGCGUUGUUGGCCGCCCAGACUUUUGCUUGGCGAUGAUCCAGAUUUCCUCCAACCGGAAGAAGCAGCUCAAGUUCCAAACUAUGAAGGUAUUGAAAGAGCACCGAAAAUUAAAGGAUCAUUAUAGAAGGUUUGAAUUUACUCCAUUCGAGAUUGGAUGUGAUGAGUUCCCCGCAAAACUUUGGAUCAGAGAUGGGGUAACGUCUAGUCAAAUCAUUGAACAGGGCAUCUUUACUGCUCGACGUGGAAUCAACAAUACCAGGCGAGAUGAUCUUAGUAGCAAGUAUUUGGAACAGCUACGUCUUGCAUUAACUAGCGAAGUUAGGCAGGUUUUGAGCGACGAAUCUUUAUGCGAGAUGAUGGAGACUGGUUUGAGCAUGUGUUGUCAAAUGCGCCUUAGUGAAAUGCUUGGACGUUCAGCGGAGCAUACAAUGGUUGUUAUUAUUCAAACAAUGUUCCAGAGGCUUAAACAUUUGAGUGAAGAUUCGGGAACUUCACCUGAUAAUGAAGACGAAGGGAAUAGCAAUACGCCAUCUUUCGAUUCUCAAGUACGAAUGGCGCCGCCUGACCCUAAAUCGCCUCAUCUUCCUCUUCCUCCAAUGAGAAUUCAAGAGAAUACUGAAGAGAUUGAACACGUAAGCGCACUGAACGACGUCGGUGAUCAAACUGAUCGUUUCUUUGUUACUAAGAUGUUCACUCGAGUUACUUAUCAAUCAAUUCGUAUAAUAGCUGCCCUUCUCGAUCUAACCGAUGAGGAAGAAGAUAAUGAUGCAAUGCGUCUUAUGGCCUUGAGUAUUCUCAAUGUUGCUUUUGAAGCUGGUGGUCGAACAAUGGGUCUAUUCGAAAGUCUGAGAAACCUCGUCGUCGACGAUCUAGAGAAUAUUACUUUACUUACUCUCACUCUCCGCACAAUAUCAACUGUAUUUGGUACACUUCGACCACCAUAUUUGAAGCUUCAACAAGAACUCAAUCUAUCCCUUGAUAGUAACGAUGCAUCAGGGACCUCAAUGCCACUCAGUACACUACGUGAUAAAUCUAUUCGUGGAAGUAGUGACGCUACAGUUGCUACCGGAGAAGUGCACGAGCUACUCCUCGAAUCUAAUCUAUUCGAAGACGUUGUCGCGUUUUUAAGCAAAGUACGUUCUGUAACUGAUUUAGUGGGUAAGAGGGAGUGA
Molecule: messenger RNA, 1518 nt
Organism: Paraglomus brasilianum
Lineage: Eukaryota; Fungi; Glomeromycota; Glomeromycetes; Paraglomerales; Paraglomeraceae
Source: the annotation of a GenBank genome assembly